Molecule: messenger RNA, 1852 nt
Organism: Vespa velutina
Lineage: Eukaryota; Metazoa; Arthropoda; Insecta; Hymenoptera; Vespidae
Exons: 4
Coding region: 4-1191 (395 amino acids)
Biological process (GO): sensory perception of smell; detection of chemical stimulus involved in sensory perception of smell
Cellular component (GO): plasma membrane
Molecular function (GO): odorant binding; olfactory receptor activity
Source: RefSeq, a predicted model, not a curated record
AUCAUGGGUAAAUUGACGAACUCGUCGAAGAGAAACGAAGUCAAUGUUACUUACGUUAACGACAACGAAUAUAGUAUUCGGCUGAUACGUUGGUUAUUGACAUUAAUUGGUGCUUGGCAAUCAUCUGCGACAAAGACUUCAAUUGAAAAAUUACAUUCUAUAAUUUUGAUCAUUCUUUCUUUUUCUUUAAUAUGCUUUACUUUUGUACCGUGUACUUUGUACGCUUUCCUCGAGGAAAGAAACUUGCAAGCGAGAAUGGAGGCUCUCGGUCAAGUGAGUUAUUGGCUCAUGGGUGCCAUCAAGUACAGUUACAUCUUGUUUCAUCGAGGAAACGUGCGUCGGUGUUUUGAUCACAUCGAAAGAGAUUGGCGUAUGGUUAAAAGAUCGAAAGAUCGUGACAUCAUGUUGGCUCAUGCCAAUAGUGCUCGUUAUUUUAUCCUCGUUUGUACGGGUUUUACUAUUGGCGGCGUUUUGAUUUAUAAUCUGGUCAAAGGAAUGACACUUGUUCCUGUUUCCAUAGAAAAUCUUACGGUCUACUUGCAUCCGUUACCUUGUCCUUGCUAUAGCAAAGUAGCGGACACGAGAUAUAAUCCGGCUUACGAUAUCGUAUAUGGACUCCAACUGUUCUCCGGUGUUAUCACCAGCUCCAUCUUCGUAUGCGCUUGCAGUCUCGCUGCGGUCUUUAUUAUGCACGCCUGUGGUCAACUGACGAUGACGAUGGCAUGGAUGAAAGAUUCCUUCUCAAUUCCUUCGAUCGAAUCUACGAAUUAUCAACUUUCAGACAUUGUCGGACUCCACGUGCGCGCUUUGAGUUUUAUAGAAUAUAUAGAGAACGUGAUUAAUCGCAUAUGUCUCGUCGAACUUUUGGGUAGCACAUUAAAUAUGUGUUUGCUGGGAUAUUUUUGUAUCACGGAGUGGGAGAACAACGAUACGAAAAUUACCAUAGGAUACUUUCUUGUAUUUAUCUCCAUGAUGUUCAAUAUUUUCGUAUUUUGUUUUCUUAGCGAGAAACUCUCACAUCAGUGCAUGCAAGUAGGUGACGUCGCUUACGCAUGCGAUUGGCAACUUCUUCCUGAUUGCACAGCACGCGGAUUUAUUUUAAUAAUACUUAGAUCCAAUUCUGUGGUACGAUUAACUGCCGGAAAAUUCAUGCAAAUCUCUAUUAUCACUUUCGGCGAUGUGAGUAAUUAAUAAUAUAAAUGAAAUUGAUGAUACUGCGUACGACGGAUGCGGUUGAAUGAAUCUGAAAGAUCAAUUUUUCUUUUAGGUAAUAAAAACAUCUGCGGUAUACUUCAAUAUGCUACAAAAAAUGACAUAGAGUAUUUUACGUAGUAUAAUUACAAUGAGACAUUUAUAAAAAAAGAAAAAGAUAUAGAAACUUUUAUUCGGCAAAUAAAUUAGAUUCCUACGUAAUGAAAAUUUUUAUGAAUUAUAAAUGAGAGUUCCAACGAAAUUUUUAGUACUCGAGCAAUUUAUAAUAAUAAUAAAAAAAAAAAAAAAAACUUUAAUCCUUAAUAGUUAAAUAUUUUGUUACAUUAGUCAAAAAUAAAAAAAGAGCACAUAAAUAAUAAAAUUGUACUCACACACAUUAUUUGAGACAUAGUCGAUUUAGAUGAUAAUAAGAUGGUGAUACGUAAAUUCCGUUAGCACUAUUUUUUAGAUCAUUGUCAUAGUAAAAUUUACAUUCUGUAACGAAUAUAAAAAUGACCAAAAAGGUUAAAAUUUAUACAAAACAAAAUCCCUUUGAAUUCUAUGAAAGUAACAACAAGAAGAUAGAAAUAUUUCAUCUUAAAUAAUAUAAAGGCUCACUUUGCUGUAAUAAAACAUUUAAAAAUAUAUAUUGGUAUGACAU